Molecule: messenger RNA, 840 nt
Organism: Aspergillus niger
Lineage: Eukaryota; Fungi; Ascomycota; Eurotiomycetes; Eurotiales; Aspergillaceae
Exons: 7
Coding region: 1-840 (279 amino acids)
Source: RefSeq, a predicted model, not a curated record
AUGGUCGCCGUUCUAUCAAGUCUCCGCCCAGAGCUCAGACCGAACGGUUCCCACAGAAUACAGGGCCGACUGAGACGCGGAAUUGAUUGGGAUAGGGUCGUCGCAGGCGGAGAGUCUGGGAUUGAUGAAAAGCAGGCACUAGACCACAGACCACAGACACGCCGAGCAGAAGAGUGGACCGAAUCCCGGCGCCCCUCUGGCCGUCCGGCGGCAGUCUGCGACAUGGCGAGUUUCAACCUGGAGCUAUUCUGGCUCCAACUCCGCCCUGCCAAGAAAUGCCAUUGUUGCAAGUCCGCCGGAAGUGGCUUGUUUAGGUUAUGUCAGUCGUUGAAGAUAGAGGAAUCCGUUCAAUUUGGAUUGAAUGAAGAGAAGGCAUUCAAAGCCGGGGUGAAGAACUGCCAUCCAACCAUUGUUACAGAGGCCGCAUUGGACUUGGUCUUGGCAAAGACAUUACGAAGUAGAGUCAAGCUUCCCAUGAUUGAUUCGUUCACCUUCUCAGCUUUGAUUAAUAGUACUCCCCUUAAAGAGGCUAAUAAGCAACAGCCCUGUAUUGAUUGGAUGCAGCCAGCUUCUGCUGACCCUAAGGGUCCACGCGCCACAUGCAGGGACCGCUAUUGCCUCUUGAAGCGCCCGACUUGUCCAGUGGGACCCCUAUCCAAGUUGCACCGUUGGGGUCUUCAAUCCGAAACACACCCAUUGGCGGAGUUCGCUAUCCACAUGUACCAGCGACCAACCAAGCUUUUUUCUACGACGGCCAUCGAUGAUAUAAACGGUCGUCUUGUCCUAGCUGCGAACCUCCUUGGGACCGUGGCUAUUCGCCUAAGCAUACUUGAAUACUGA